Aaosphaeria arxii CBS 175.79 is the source of this 689-nucleotide messenger RNA. RefSeq lists its product as uncharacterized. The transcript has a single exon. Bases 167 to 520 code for a protein of 117 amino acids. Lineage: Eukaryota; Fungi; Ascomycota; Dothideomycetes; Pleosporales. The record is from RefSeq and is a predicted model, not a curated record.
UACAUGCGCAAAUCUGAAGAUCAUUUGUUUGCCAUCCAAGAACAGAGAGGGGAGAGGAGAGGAGAGGAGAGGAGAGGAGAGGAGAAACACACAAGAUUUGAUGGCGUCGAUUCGUUGAUUGAUUGGGGAGAGAUGGAGGGAGGUGGAUGAGGUGGACAGAAGGUGGAUGAGGAUGAUUGUCUGGUUCUGGUCCCUGCGAGGGUUUGGGUGGGAGAGGGUGGCCGCAUUUGGAUUAGCUUACACUCCCACCCCUGUCCGCUUCCCACCAUCACAAAACCACUUCAACUCUUUCUACUCUUCAACUGCUUCGACCAUGAAUUGCACACAGUACGAAGUACAUACAACACAGUGCAGAGUAAAGACACUGAUCAGUAGACAAGAGAGUGAAGUCUGCAAGAGUAAGAUGGUAGAUGUACCGAUCGAUUCAUCAUUCUCACUCCACCGCUUCCAUCACAUCCCAUCCUCGAAUCCAUACCCUGUCCUGUCACCAGAUGUCCCGUCGCAACCCAAUCCGUACUAGCACAUGCUUCUCUUUCCGCUGCAUCCCAUGGCCAUGGCUGCCAUGGGAUGCCAUGGCGGACAACGCAUUCAACAUACAAUCCAGUCACCGUCAACUACAGUGAGAGCAUGAGAGCAUGAGCACGAGCUUGUCCACCUGCCAGACACACCUCACGAUGCGAGCUGCCAUA